Molecule: messenger RNA, 2979 nt
Organism: Andrographis paniculata
Lineage: Eukaryota; Viridiplantae; Streptophyta; Magnoliopsida; Lamiales; Acanthaceae
Exons: 7
Coding region: 231-2702 (823 amino acids)
Molecular function (GO): DNA binding; zinc ion binding
Source: RefSeq, a predicted model, not a curated record
UCAGAUUCUGAAAGCGCUGUUGUUCAUAUGGUCUACAAUCCAUUCCUCAGAAUCUCCCAGAUUUUAAUAAUUUCCAUCCUCUUCUUGUUGUUGUAGAUCGUUCUUGUUUUGUGAUUGAUUCUGUUUGAUUUGAUUCUGUUGUGGAUGAUCUUGUGGUUGAAGCGUGCGAGAACUGCGGGGAAAAGUGGGGAGGUGCAAUGAAGGGGAUGUGAUGAUAAGAUAAAUCAAAGAUGAAUUUAAAUGAUGAAGAUGUUGAUUUAGGACUUGCUUUGGGUUCUACGUAUUACAGUGUACGCACGAGGAGGCUGGACAGCAGUUCGGGUGCAGGUGUAAAUGCAGAUGCUAGAGUCGACAUGACAUUUGCAGCGUCUGAUCCUCUAUCGGAAUUAGUUUGGUCGCCCCACAACGGUUUAAGUCUCAAAUGUGCUGAUCCAAGCUUGCCGAAUAAGAAACUUUUCAACCUGUGGAAUGUGGGGCUGAGCAUGAAGGAUCCUUCGACAUUGCAGAUCAGUAGAUCCAAGGAGGGUAGUGGCGACAAGAAAGCUGUUGAAGAAAAGUUUGGUGACAUAGCUCCAAUGUUAAGGUCUUCUGUAGGCAACUCUAAUUCCGGCGCUGAUGCUAUCCUAGAGGGAAUUACCCGACACAAUCAAGAAGAGGGUCCAUCAAGUCGACAUUUUGCUGAUAUUGCCGAAUGCAGCAAAAGGAAUGCUGAGAAUUUUAGGUAUUUGGGACGUGGCCAAUUUUGCUGCUGGUUUUCUGCAGAGCAGGAUACAUUAGCAGAUGAUGCUGAGCUUGUUGCUGCUAGUAGCAACGAAAUUAUUGGCGAAACAGUUCGACUAAAUUCCGAACCUCAUUCAGAAAAGCUUUGUGAAGGUCCAAACUGUUCUCUUCCAAAAUUGGUGUCACAGCAAGAACUGGACAAUGAAGUAACAUCAUCUUCCCAAGAAAUUGAUGCCAACAAAAUUAGUAACCAUCUGAUGAUACUCGAAUCCUCUGCCGAGAACGAUUUGUGUCGAAUGGCUGCAAAGGAGGUUCACAGUCCAGUCGAAAGAUCUACAGACAACAGGAUUAAUCUGUACCAUGAAAAGGGGAAAGCAAAAGCAUUAUCUGAUGGGGAUAUCUACGCGAGAUCAGACGACGAAGAUGACAGCAACGAGAGCAUGGAAAGCUGUAAUAGCAUCGGAUUGUUCUCGAAAGGAUUAAAGAGACAGAGGUAUGAUGGAGAAAAGCAGUUUACCGGAAGCAAAAGAUCGAAAAGGCAAAUGCUAGCUAGUCGGGAUUCUCCUCUACUCGCCCCGCCGGAUAGCUCUUUUAUGAACUGGAUAUCGAACAUGGUGAAAGGUUUAUCGGACUCUAAUAAAGAAGGUUCUUCUUCCCUCUGCCUGACCCUCGCUCGAUCCAAUGAAGCUUGCGAGAGCCCAAAGCCGGGAUUCCAAUCGAUGUUUCAGUCCCUAUACUGCCGAAACACCAAACUUCCUAUCGUCGGAAUAAAUAAGGAUACUUGUUGUUCCAUCGAAGAAUCUAAAGAACCUACGGUGGCUGCCAAGAAACCUCUCGAGAAUGUUGCACAAGAUCAGAACGUUUCAAGAAAUACGGAGUUUUCAGCCCCGUUUGAUAACAAUGCUCGGGAUAAAGCUGUCGACACCCCUUUGCCGAUAAGAUACAUUCCUUCGAAAAGUAGCCCUCUUUCCAGUUUGUGGAUUACGCGCCUCUACAAUAAAUCUGUCGAUUUAGAGAACUGCGAUCAAGUCGUCGAAGAAACUCCUGCAUGCUCGACAGAACUCACGAAGCCUUCUGUCAGUUCUACUCAUAAACCGAGCCUCGCACAGUUUCCUCACAAGUUAAGAACCUCGGAUGCAAUGGCGUCCAUUUUCGCGAAACGAUUGGAUGCAUUCAGGAACGUUACGCGUGCAACAGGGCAGAUGAAGUCUUCGUUGACAUCUGCGCAAAUAUGCUUCUUUUGUGGCAGUAGUAGCCAUGAUCUACGGAUAUGUCCGGAGUUAACAGAAGCUGAGCUCGACGAUCUCUUGGUAAAAGUAAGUGCAUUCGACAGGGUUGACGUAUCUCCCAGUUUCUGCAUCAAAUGCUUUCAGUUCGAUCAUUGGGCGAGUUCGUGCUCCGCGUCGCAUCAACAUAAGGUGCGCACGAGCUGCCUCGUUCAACUUCUUCCCGUCAAUGAUGACCGGGACAGAGAUGAUCAUAAGCUUGCCUACUCUGAAUGUCGGAGGAACACUGCGACAAAUAACAUUCGAAGAUUUCCACAGUUUAAUUUCCAUUCCGCGGCACAGAAUGCAGAUACAGCUGCAGAGGGAGAGGCUCUUCACGCGAUAAUCAAGUUACGCCUGUCGCGCGGCGAUGUUAUCAGAUGGAUGAACUCCAACGAGUCGCUAUCGCGCUUGAACGGAUAUUUCCUGCGCGUACGCCUCGGAAGCUCCGAUGCAGGUCUAACGGGAACGGGUUACUACGCUGCUCGCAUUACGGGCAACACAAUAGAGCGCAUCGGUCACAAGUCGAAGAAGACUAUUUUGGUAGAUGUCGGGGGGAUUCAAUCAUCGGUUGGGAGUCAAUACGUCUCCAACCAUGAUUUUCUCGAGGACGAGGUUAAGGCCUGGUGGAGUCGAGUGGUGAAUACGGGGAGCAGCAUUCCAUCGUUGGCAGAGUUGAACUCGAAAUUCAACGAGAGAAAAUGUCUCGGCUUUUAGACAAAUAUCGCAUUCGUAUUUCUGUGACAACAAGGUACACACUGCGCCUAAAAGUGUCCCGCGAAUGCAUGGGGAAUAUAUUUAUACGUAGAUACAUUUGUGUGUAUAUGUAUAUAUAUAUAUAUAUGCAUAUGUAUACAUUGGUGUUAAUUAUGGUGUGUUUGUUUCCCUUCUCGCUUUCGAAAUUUUGAAAUCGAAGUGAUGGCUAUGUACGUUUAUGUAUGUGUGAUAUAUUUAGGUGAACAGUUGGAGCUGAGGAUUUGUUGUUGGUGUACUA